This is a messenger RNA of Aethina tumida (small hive beetle), 953 nucleotides long. RefSeq names its product P-granule-associated novel protein 1. The record is from RefSeq and is a predicted model, not a curated record. Lineage: Eukaryota; Metazoa; Arthropoda; Insecta; Coleoptera; Nitidulidae. Bases 43 to 900 code for a protein of 285 amino acids. The transcript has 2 exons.
AGUUGUGAAUAGUGAACAGUGAAUAUCAUAACACUCUUGAAAAUGAAGAUUUUUGUGCUAUUCUCAGCACUUUUGGCGGUAUCGUAUGCGGAGCAGUGUGUUUACGGCGAGGCUGGCUCGCAGCCUCAGUCCUUGGUGACCUGUAAGUCUGUAACCACUGCUACAAUGGGCAAUAACAUCAAACUAAACGAUAAAUCCGGCCCGUUUGAGUCCGUCACUGAUUUGGAACUUACGAACUUCACCGGCACCUUGGACUCAAACACUCUGUCGAUGUUCCCCAAAUUGAAGAGAUUGUCGAUCCAAGAUUCUAACUUCCCAAAAAUUAGUAGCGUCGUAUUCGAGAAAUGCUGCAAAGACUUGAAGAUCCUGUCGAUCAGGAACAACAUGGCAACAACCAUUGAAGCAGGAACUUUCAAGAACUUGAAAGAGCUGGAGGAACUGCAUCUUAGCAACAAGAUCCCUAAACUCAGCAAGGACCUGCUGGAAGGCUUGGUGGCGUUGAAGAAGUUAACUUUGAGGAAAACCAAGAUCAACGAAGUUGACGAAGACGCCUUUGAAAACAUGAAGACAUUGGAAACUUUGGAAUUGUACGACAACACGUUCCCAGUAAUCAAACCAAAAACAUUCGCACCGUUGACCGAACUCAAAAAACUAUCCAUUUUGGACAACCCCAACUUGAAACUUUUCCCUCUGGAUCUGCUGAAGGAACAGAAGAAAUUGGAACUUUUGGGCCUGCCUGUCGAUAUCCUUAGCAAAAUUGAAGUGGCCACCCUCAAGAAGCAAUUCCCAUCGCUUAAAAAAUUAGAAAUCAAGGUUGACGACAAGAAAAAGUAUGAGAAUAUGUUGCAACAAGUCGAAAAGGAACAAAUGAUUAUUAGCUACCUUGGAGAUUAUGUGUAGACUUAUGUACGUGUUUUAAUGUAAUGUAACUUAAAUAAACCAGCUAUCAUAAA